GAGUGUUGGAUUUCUGGGAUGAUGUAGGAAGAUUUUUUGGUUGCUUUGGACGAGGAUAAUGUCGAAGUUGAAGGCUGGUCUCAGUUUCCUACGUUUGUUUCGUGGGGUUUGUUGUUAUUUUCUUCUGCAUUUCUGGUGACAUUUGCUGUUUUUUGCACUGGGAACCAUCUCUUAUGGAGUCCCCUGAGAGAAUUAAAGAUCAUUUUCUAAGUUUCCAGAUUGCUUUCUGAGAGGAAUAAUCAAUAAUGCUUAUGCCAUUAGGAGCCAUUUGGGGGUGGAAUUUGGUUUCGAGUUUUAGCUCUGGACUUCUGAUUGUGAAAAUAUGGGUCUGGGGAUUUACUUCGAUGAGAGCAAAGAAUAUAGUUGUUGCACAUGGUGGCCUCUACCUUGAGUCCUUGAUUAAAGCAUGCCCUUCAAGUUCUCUAAUCGAGGUUCCUCUCCUCAAGGUGUUACGCGACUUCGCAGCUUUGGGUGUGAAUUUGGAUAACUUUUUUAGCUAUUCAUCGUCUUGUUUGCGCUGUUAUGUGAUUGUCAGUGGCUUUUCCUUUUUCUGGGGGGUGUAAUUCCUCUAAAGUAAGGAGCUGGUGAUACUUUAUGCCAUUCUGGUGUUAAUAGAAUAAAUUAUGGAGCUUUGGAGUUGCUAAUCCCAUCUUCCAGUGGAUGAUAGCAAUAGCCUGCCUAAAUGUUGGUAUGAGCUAUGUAUUUUCGUGAAUUCGAAAGGAACAUGCUUCACAUGCAAAGUCCUCACGUUCCACAAAAUCCUUGACUUGGGAGCACCUAAUAAGAACCAGUCAAGGUAUAGUGUCAGUUUCAGUAUUUGGGGAUCCAGACAAGCCAGCCCUCGUGACUUAUCCUGAUUUAGCACUAAAUUAUAUGUCAUGUUUCCAAGGACUAUUCUUCUGCCCAGAAGCAUAUUCUCUACUGCUCCACAACUUCUGUAUAUAUCACAUUAGCCCUCCCGGGCACGAGUUAGGAGCUGCCACUAUGAGCCCCGAUGAUCCUGUUCCCUCUGUUGAUGACUUGGCAGAUCAGGUUGCUGAGGUUCUCAACUUCUUUGGACUUGGAGCUGUGAUGUGUAUGGGGGUCACAGCUGGAGCUUACAUCCUAACGCUGUUUGCUAUGAAAUAUAAGCAGCGGGUUAUUGGUCUUAUACUUGUUUCUCCUCUAUGCACAGCACCAUCAUGGACAGAAUGGUUGUUAAAUAAGGUGAUGUCAAAUUUACUUUAUUUCUACGGCAUGUGUGGAGUGGUCAAAGAAUUACUGCUUAAGAGAUAUUUUAGCAAGGAGUUGCGCGGUUGUGCCCAAGUACCCGAGUCAGACAUAGUUCAAGCCUGCAGAAGAUUACUGGACGAGAGACAGAGUUCUAACGUUUGGCGUUUUCUUGAGGCAAUUAAUGGGAGGCCAGAUAUAAGUGAAGGGUUAAGAAAAUUGCAAUGUCGCUCCCUUAUCUUUAUUGGCGAGCACUCUCCAUUCCAUUCGGAGGCCGUUCACAUGACUUCCAAGAUGGAUAGAAGAUGUACCGCAUUAGUAGAGGUUCAGGCGUGUGGGACGAUGGUAACUGAGGAGCAGCCUCAUGCCAUGUUAAUACCAAUCGAGUAUUUUCUCAUGGGAUAUGGCCUGUACAAGGCUUCCAAAGUAAGCGUCAGUCCAAGGAGCCCUUUGAGUCCGUCGUGCAUUUCUCCGGACCUUCUAUCCCCUGAAAGCAUGGGCUUGAAAUUGAAACCGAUCAAGACACGGAUCCCUUUUGAAGUAUGAAAGGAGAUGGGAGUCGAAGGUGCUGUCUUGCUUUUCUUUUGUAAUUUACAUACUUCGAGAGUACCUAUUUUCCUUUGAAUUGGACUGUAAUGGUAUAGGAUCUAGAGUGUAGAUAAAGAGAAAGAAGAGAAAGGAGAGUCAGGAGGCAAAUUUUGCAAGAAAGAAGAAAGUCGAUUCUUUCAUUUGUAAGCGUAACCGAUAGUUGAGGGGGGGUUCAGUAUCUGUAAAUCUCUGGAAUAAUCACUUUAUCUGGAUCUUGGCAAGCAAAUAAAUUGCAAAU
Molecule: messenger RNA, 2035 nt
Organism: Rhodamnia argentea
Lineage: Eukaryota; Viridiplantae; Streptophyta; Magnoliopsida; Myrtales; Myrtaceae
Product: protein NDL1
Exons: 11
Coding region: 874-1755 (293 amino acids)
Source: RefSeq, a predicted model, not a curated record